GUUUAGCACUAGGUGGCUCUGGUAGAAACAAAGCAGGGGCUUUUGUCCCAUAAAUCUAUUGGAUACCUCAAUUCAAAUAUAUGUAAACAACAUAUUAACACGUAUGGUUUUAACACAGCAACUAUAGACAUUGGCCAAGAACAUAUCUCCAUAGGCGGACGGCAACAAACUAACGAGAAUGGUGGAUGAUUCCCGUUACCACGGUGAACAUGACGAUCGAGUGGGAGGAGGUCCAACACAUCGGAAAAAGAAGGGAAGGGGACCAUUCCGGUACGGUGGAGGUGAUCCACAAGGGUCAAGGCCGAGGCCUCGCGGGGGCUACGGAGGAGGACACGGCGGGGCCCCCAGUAAUGGACCGAAGGGCAGGUUCGAUGAUACCGACGGUGACAUAGCCAUGUCGGACGAUGGCCCACAAGAUGACAGUUCACAGCGCAGAUUUAACCCUUACGGAAGGCCAAAUGGCAGGAAUCGCAGGAGAGGAGGAGGAGGAGGAGGAGGUGGUGGUGGUGGUGGUGGUGGUGAUGGAGGAGGCGGCGGCGCAUAUCGAGGACAUGGAGGAAGGUAUGGAGGAAGAGGAGGAGGAGGUGGUGGUGGUGGUGGAGGAGGAAGAGGAGGACCACAAGGACAGAAGAACAACUGGUUCAGAAUAUGUAUUCCACACGGAAAAAAAUAUGACCGGGAAUGGCUACUGAAAGCAUUACAGAACCUUUGCAGUGUACCAUUCCAUCCUGUUCAGUACCAUGUUGAUGGCCAUAGAGCCGUGUUUUACAUCGAGGACGGCUCGACAGCAAACGCUCUGGUCAAAGUGUCACGGAUGAUCACGGAUAAAGAAGGCUACAAGAUCAGCGUGAUGAUGAACCGUUGUCCUCCACCUCCCUCGGUUAACACCGAGUUGAAGCCAGCAGACCUGGAACAUCUAAAGCAAUGCAUGGCCAAACGGUUUGAUGGUUCGCAGCAGGCUCUCGAUCUAAAUAAUAUCAGCAUAGAUCCAGACCUGGUGUCCCAGAACAUCGAGGUGGUGUUGACGAGGAAGAAUUCAAUGCAGGCGGUUAUAAAGAUCAUCGAGGAAAACAUUCCAGAGCUGGUGUGUUUAAACCUGAGUAACAACAGACUGUAUCGCCUGGAUGACUUCCAAAGCAUUGUCAACAAAGUGCCAAACCUGAAGAUUUUGAAUCUUUCCCAAAACGAGAUUAAAUCUGAAAGGGAGCUGGACAAGCUGAAAGGGCUGCGCCUUGCUGAGUUGUGGCUGGAUGGCAACCCCCUGUGCCAGCACUACAAGGACCAGACUGUCUACAUCAGUGCCGUACGGGAGAGACUGCCCAGACUGAUGAAGCUGGACGGAAAUGAUCUCCCCGCCCCCAUCGGAUUUGACCUGGAAGUGACCCCCGCAGUGCUGCCGCCUUGUAAGCCCAGUUACUUUGCCUCGGAGGAAAUCAAGACACUGAUCCUGUUCUUCCUGCAACAGUACUACAGUGUGUAUGACUCUGCUGACCGGCAGCCUCUGCUGGAUGCCUACCAUGACAACGCCACCUUCUCCCUCAUCAUCCCCUUCUCCCCACAGAACCCCUCCAAAUGUACGUUAGGAGACUAUCAUAAAGAUAAUCGCAACCUGAAAAGACUCCGAGACCCAACCACCCGAUUUCGUCACCUGAAGCACACUCGUCUUAAUGUGGUGGCCUUCCUAAACGAACUCCCCAAAACGCAACACGACGUUGCCUCUUUCAACGUUGAUGUCAACACCUACACAAACACUCUUUUAUCGUUCACCGUCAGUGGAGUCUUCAAAGAAGUGGAUGGCAAAUGUCGAGAGUCGUUCAGAGCCUUCUCACGGGUCUUCAUCGCUGUACCCGCUGGAGCUUCAAGUCUGUGCAUAGUGAACGACGAGCUGUUCAUCCGGAAUGCCACCACGGAGGAGAUCCGCAAGGCAUUCGUGGCCCCGGCCCCCACCCCCUCCAGCAGUCCCGUACCCACCCUCUCCUCCACCCAGCAGGAGAUGCUCAACGCCUUCUCCCUACAGUCCGGCAUGAACCUCGAGUGGUCCCAGAAGUGUCUGCAGGACAAUGAGUGGGAUUUCGAAAAGGCUGCCAAAAUUUUUACUGACCUUAAGGUUCAUGGGAAAAUCCCGGAUGUCGCUUUUAUAAAGUGAAGAUGUUUCUUCCAAUGGUCAUGAAUUGAACAUAAAUGUACAUUUGUUUUUUACAAUAAGAAUUUUACAAUGUCCUGUUGCACUAUGAAUGAAAAAAAUAAAAAGCUAAAUAAUUUGUCAAUAUGCCAA
Engraulis encrasicolus (European anchovy) is the source of this 2275-nucleotide messenger RNA. It is a transcript of the gene nxf1b, whose product is annotated as nuclear RNA export factor 1b. The transcript has 21 exons. The record is from RefSeq and is a predicted model, not a curated record. Gene Ontology annotation, cellular component: nucleus; cytoplasm. Gene Ontology annotation, molecular function: RNA binding; protein binding. NCBI's taxonomy places the organism in Eukaryota, Metazoa, Chordata, Actinopteri, Clupeiformes, Engraulidae. Gene Ontology annotation, biological process: poly(A)+ mRNA export from nucleus. The coding region runs from base 179 to 2146 and encodes 655 amino acids.